Boleophthalmus pectinirostris (great blue-spotted mudskipper) is the source of this 2271-nucleotide messenger RNA. RefSeq names its product MAGUK p55 scaffold protein 1 (gene mpp1). Gene Ontology annotation, molecular function: signaling receptor binding. Gene Ontology annotation, cellular component: plasma membrane; cell-cell junction. Bases 233 to 1711 code for a protein of 492 amino acids. Lineage: Eukaryota; Metazoa; Chordata; Actinopteri; Gobiiformes; Gobiidae. The record is from RefSeq and is a predicted model, not a curated record. The transcript is spliced from 11 exons.
UGAGCAGGCCGUGUUUACUUGCUUUGUCAGCGGGGUCUGCUUGAGAAAUACCCCGUGCACCUCAGCUGCUUUUGAUCCGAACCUUGGACCUUUAUCUGAGACUGCGUUAUCACAUCAUCAGGAAUCUUUAUCAGCUCCUUUUCUCUCUCUAGCAGCAUUUUCAGACUAGCCUCCUGUGGACUUUGAGCAGGGGCACGUAGGUCUCACAGCGUGCUUUAUCUACGGGGGGAAAAUGACGUUAAAGUCUAACAAAAACGAACCCACUGCCAUUCUGGAGCCGGUCAGCAGUGUCCGGACGGCCCUCUCCGACUUGUACCUGGAGCAGCUACUUCAAAACAAACCAAAGUCUGACAAGGCUGAUAUACAAGUGGAUGAAAACAAAGGAGCAGAAGUUUUUACAAACGGCAGCACUGGACAUCUGAACGGGAAAGAGAUGACUAAAAUGAGAGAAGUAGUGUUGGAGAAGAAUCCCUCAGAGCCCCUGGGAGUCACACUGAAACUGAAUGACAAACAGAGGUGUACAGUGGCCAGAAUAUUACACGGAGGCAUGAUCCACAGACAAGGGUCUUUGCAUGAAGGUGAUGAGAUAGCUGAAAUCAAUGGGAAAAGUGUGGCAAACCAUUCUGUAGAUUAUCUACAAAAAGUCCUGAGAGAAACAAGUGGAGCAGUCACCUUGAAGAUUAUUUCCAACCAGCAGAGUCGAUCUCGGAUCUGUGAGACUUACAUGAGGGCUCAGUUCGACUAUGACCCCUCCAAGGAUGACCUCAUCCCUUGUAAAGAGGCGGGGCUAAAGUUUAGGACCGGUGACGUCAUUCACAUCAUCAACAAGCAGGACCCAAACUGGUGGCAGGGCAGAGUGGAGAGCAGUGCUGCUGACUUUGCUGGCCUUAUACCUUCUCCAGAGCUACAAGAAUGGAGGGAAGCAAGCAAAAGUAAAGCCAAAGAAGGAACACCAACAUGCAGCCCAUUUGGGAAGAAAAAGAAAUGCAAAGACAAGUAUCUGGCUAAACACAGCUCUGUUUUUGACCAAUUAGAUGUGAUUUCAUAUGAAGAGGUUGUGCGACUUCCAGCUUUCAAUAGAAAAACAUUAGUGCUGAUUGGUGCACCAGGAGUUGGAAGACGUAAUAUCAAAAAUGCAUUACUGACCAAGUACCCUGAAAAAUUUUCCUACCCUGCCCCACAUACAACAAGACCCCAGAGGAUGGAUGAGGAGAAUGGAAAGGAAUACUUCUUCAUCCCAACCGAGAGAGAAAUGACCAAAUGCAUUACUGGAAAUGAGUUCCUUGAAUAUGGAAGCUUCCAAGGAAAUAUGUUUGGCACAAAAUUUGAAACCAUCUAUAAGAUCCAUGAGCAAGGGAAAAUUGCAGUGCUUGAUAUUGAACCACAGACCUUGAAGAUAGUGCGGACAGCAGACUUUGCACCUCUAGUGGUCUUCAUCGCUCCCACCACUACCGCUGCCCAGGUAUUUUGUUCAAAUUAUAAUUUCAAAUCUUUGCAAUUAUCCAAAUAUACUCAUGUUAAUAUUGUCUCCAAGGCGGAAUCAGUGCAGUUGAUCCAGAAGGAGUCAGAUGCCCUUUUGUCCACAUAUAGACACUUUUUUGAUGUGAUUUUGGUCAACAAUGAUGUAGAUGAAACUGUGAAAGGUGUGGAGGAGGCUAUAGAAAGUGCAUGCUCCACCCCUCAGUGGGUCCCAGUGUCCUGGGUGUACUGAUGGUGUCCAACAAGUCAAAUGCCUUUUAGUGGUGUAAACACAAUAUAAAAACUAAAUAUCUCAGUUAGUAAUUCCCCAAGUGUGGGCACAGUCACUUUGAGUAAGCCUGAUUUUUAUUGGGAAACUUUGCACAAAGUAUCCAAUGUAUGUGGUAUCUGAAGAAAGCAAUAUGUUGAAUCUUUGUUUUGUGAAAAUAAAAGCUUUAUCAGGGAAUGCUAUGUAGGGUGUUUACAGACAUCCUUUGAAAAAUUUUAUUGCAAUGUAGGAAAAUAGAAAACAGAAUCAUCUCCCUUAGGACUUGCUUGAGGCUUCAUACUUCAUUCUGUGCAUCAUUCAAGUACAUUUUUUCUUUUUGUUUUGUUUUGUUUUUUGUGCCAUGAAGUUUCAAAACUGUAUGCUCAUGUAUGUACCCAGUGAAAGAUUAUGUAUCAUUUUCACAAAUGCUUUCAGUCACUGACCAGUAACCACAGCUCAUUGUCAAAAUGGUAUACCUCAUGGGAUACUGUAAGCGCACUUUGGAAAAAACUAAAUAAAGUUCAGUUUAUGUUCAGCGAUCUAUA